AUGAAGCCCCUCUCUGUUCUUGCGCUCUUCGCCGCCACUGCCCUGGCCCUCCCCACGGGAGAGAAACCCGGUGACAAAGACGUCAAGCAUGCGUACCCGCCACCUCCUGACAAGGGCGGAGACAACUACCCGCCUCCCCCGAAGCAUGAGGUAGAGAAGACUCCGCCGCCUCCUAAGCAUGAGGACGACAAGGACAAGUACCCGCCACCUCCCAAACACGAGGACGACAAGGACAAGUAUCCCGUCCCUCCGAAGCACGAGGACGACAAGGACAAGACCCCGCCGCCCCCGAAGCACGAGGACGACAAGGAGAAGUACCCCGUUCCUCCCAAGCAUGAGGAAGACAAGACUCCGCCACCCCCGACGCACGAAGACAACAAGGACAAGUACCCUGCGCCCCCUAAGCACGAUGACGACAAGGACAAGUACCCUCCUCCGAAGCACGACGAUGACAAGACUGCGCCGCCACCCAAGAACGACGACGACAAGACUGCGCCGCCUCCGAAGCAUGAAGACGACAAGGACAAGUACCCCGUCCCUCCCAAGCACGAGGACAAGACCCAGCUGCCUCCGAAGCACGACGAUGACAAGGACAAGUCCACGCCCCCGAAGCAUGACGACAAGACCGACACCCCCCUCACUCCCCAGCAUGACGACGGCCACUCUCGUCAGCACGGAGACGAGGACUCCGCUCUGCCAAUCAAGGGCUUGGGCGACUUCCUUCCGAAGAUUCCCGGUUUUGGCGGCAUCUAA
This is a messenger RNA of Purpureocillium lilacinum, 753 nucleotides long. RefSeq lists its product as uncharacterized. NCBI's taxonomy places the organism in Eukaryota, Fungi, Ascomycota, Sordariomycetes, Hypocreales, Ophiocordycipitaceae. The record is from RefSeq and is a predicted model, not a curated record.